AUUUGGAAAUUGGAAGCAUGUCGCGAAGGGCGAAUGAGGGAUCCCUCUUCAUAGGUAGACUGAGCAAAUCGACGAGAGUUCGAGACCUUGAGGACAUUUUUGAACCAUAUGGCCGAAUGACGCGAUGUGAAAUUAAAUAUGGGGCUGAGAUGGCAUAUGCAUUCAUUGACUAUGAAGAUCACAGAGAUGCUGAGGAUGCAGUUCGGUAUGAGAAUGGCAGAGAGAUCUGUGGGUCCAGUAUUAUAGUAGAGAGAGCCAAAGGAGCCCCAAGGAGGUCAUUGGCCCCAAGAAGUUCUGGCUAUGAUGACAGCUACAGGUCUGGACGAGGCUCUCGAGACUACCCUGACAGAUAUGACAGAAGAGGUGGGCCAAGAGGAGGAAGAUACAGGUCACCCUCACCACGACGUAGGAGGUCCAGAUCUCGAUCUCGAGACAGAAGGAGACGCAGCCGAAGUAGAUCUCACAGCCGACAGCGACGAAGGAGGUCAAGCUCUGUCAGCCCACGGCGAUCCAGCAAACGAUCAAGAUCUAGGUCACCAAGCAAGUCAAGAAGUAGGUCACCACAGAGUAAAUCGGGGAGUGGAUCUCCACCAAGAAAUGGGCAGCAGACCGACAAAUCUCCAUCAAGGAGUCCUGCUAACUGA
This is a messenger RNA of Saccostrea cuccullata (small rock oyster), 644 nucleotides long. Its product is annotated as probable splicing factor, arginine/serine-rich 3. NCBI's taxonomy places the organism in Eukaryota, Metazoa, Mollusca, Bivalvia, Ostreida, Ostreidae. The transcript is spliced from 6 exons. The coding region runs from base 18 to 644 and encodes 208 amino acids. Gene Ontology annotation, molecular function: RNA binding. The record is from RefSeq and is a predicted model, not a curated record.